AGAUUCUUUAUUGCUACCAACGCCCUUUGUUCCUUCCCCUCUUUAUUUCUCCUCUCUAGUUUGAUGGCAAAGCAAAUCUGAGUUCUCUCUGAAAAAGAAAGCUUCAAUCUGUCCUCAUUCCCCUUUUCCCAGGUGUGGAAAAAGGGCCAAGUACUCUGAGGAAAAAAAAUAAAGAGAGUGGCUUUCAGGUUGGGUUUGAAGACAGAGGGCCCUCUAGUUUUACUCAUUUAGUAACUUGUUGUGCUGAACAAGAACAAGAAGGAGAGGAAGAAGGAAAGACGGAAGGCUCAGCAAUGCAGACACCAAAAGCAAAGGCUGCCUCCUUGGAGGUGCCACAGAGGAGAUCUCCAGCCACCUCAAGAACUGCUCGCCAACUCAAGCCAUCUGGAGCCGAUUCUGAUUCCGUGGGGUCCCCAAAUCCUGCCACCAAGACUCCUAAGGACAGAAGCCCCAAGGUCCCUGAACGCAAGUCCCCAAGAAGCCCUAUAACUGAGCAGAAGAAGCGGCCAACUAGAGUUUCCGAACUGGAAUCACAGCUAUCUCAGCUGCAGGAUGAUCUCAAGAAGACGAAAGAUCAACUGAAUGCUUCGGAGUCAAGCAAAAGGCAGGCUCAGCAGGAAGCAGAAGAGUCAAAGAAGCAGCUCAUGGAUAUGUCAUCCAAAGUCGAGGAGUGUCAGCAGCAGCUGAUGGAGCUGACUUCAUCCGACGACACUAGAGUGGAGGAGCUCACUAAGAUCUCCCACGACCGAGAUAGAGCUUGGCAAUCCGAGCUUGAAGCUGUCCAGAGACAGCAUUCCAUGGAUUCUGCUGCCUUGGGAACCGCCAUGAACGAGAUCCAACGGCUGAAGAAUCAGCUGCAGAUCGUGGCGGAAUCUGAAGCCACACAGAUAAACCAUGCUGAGUCAGCCCACGAAGAGUUGCAGAGGUUGAGGAUGGAGCUCAAUGAAACUCUUUCCCUCGUUGAGAGGAUAAAAAGUGAAAUGAAUGAUUGCAGGCACUCUGAAGCUGAGGCCAUGGAAGCUGCUAGGGAAGCUCAACAGCAACUGGAAGCAAUUGCAUUGGAGUUGGAGCAGUCGAAAGCUCAAGCUAAAUCCUUGGAAGCUUCUGGAGAUUCUUCUGCAACAGCAAUGGAGGUGACUGUAGACCAGGACGCAACAAACCAACUGAAGGGUGAAGUGAAGUCUUUGAAAUAUGAAGUGGGUCAACUGAAAGCUGCGCUGGAAGCAUCUGAGGCUAGAUACCAGGUGGAGUAUAUUCAGAGCACACUGGAGAUUAGAAGUGCUUACGAACAAGCAGAAAAAACAAAGCAGGAGUCUGUGGAAAGAGAGGCUGACCUGGAAGCAGAACUUGAGAAGGCCAAGGCUAACAUCGACAAACUGAAGGCUACUCUAAUGGAUAAGGAAACCGAACUCCUGAACAUUUCAAACAAGAAUGAAGGAUUAAGGUCAAAGAUGGAGGAAGAAAACCAGUCGAGUGAGAAGGAAUCUGAACUAGCAAUGCAGUUAAAGAAGCUGGAGCAUGAUUUCACAUUGCUGAAAGCUGCCCUUCUAGAGAAAGAGACACAAGUGAAAGGUUUAGCCGAAAAGAAUGACAUGCUGAAGAUCGAGAUCGAGAGAGGUGAAGCAGAGAGGAGCAGGGCUAAUGAUGAGGCAGCUGCAAUUGCUGACACAGCUAAGGCAGGAGAGAGGGAGGCAUUGAUGAAGCUUGGUUCUGUAACUGAGGAAGCUGAUAAGAGCAGCAGGAGAGUCGCCCGGGUGACUGAGCAGCUGGAUGCAGCUCAGGCUGCAAACACGGAGAUGGAAGCUGAACUGAGGAGGUUGAAGGUGCAGGCGGAUCAAUGGAGGAAGGCAGCUGAGGCAGCUGCAUCAAUGCUUUCAUCAACAGGGAAUAAUAACAACGGGAAGUUUGUGGAGAGAACGGGUUCGCUUGAUAGUGGCAUGAACAAUUACAACACCAUUGCUGGGACUAUGGGUUCGCCUUUCUCGGAAGAUAUGGAUGAUGAGUCGCCGAAGAAGAAGAAUGGGAACGUGCUGAAGAAGUUCGGAGUGUUGUGGAAGAAAGGGCAGAAGUAAACUAAAGGAUCUAGUAAUCCCUAUCAGGUUGAAUGGGAGUACACAUAUCGCGGAAGGUGGAGUGAUUUCUGAACUAGCCAUGUCUUUUGUAAGAGUACUAUUGUAUAGAGAAGUUGGAUGGAUGGUGGCUGUCCAUUUGUUAUGUGCUUGACGCUACUAAUCAGCUGGGGGGAAAUUGGGACAAACUGAUUCUGGAGCAGACAAGAGACAGCUAGCUUUAGUUUGUAUUGUCAUGUAAGAAUUCCUUGUAUGGUUUUACUUCGAGCAAUGAGUUCCCCCGUUUUUUUCUUAUAUAUCUUCCUGAAUUAUGUGAUCAAAAUGAAUUUCCCAUCUGUAGUCAUAUCUUCUUUCUUGUUUUCGAGUUUACUGAUGCAAC
Molecule: messenger RNA, 2448 nt
Organism: Linum tenue
Lineage: Eukaryota; Viridiplantae; Streptophyta; Magnoliopsida; Malpighiales; Linaceae
Source: the annotation of a GenBank genome assembly